Telopea speciosissima is the source of this 2210-nucleotide messenger RNA. RefSeq names its product pentatricopeptide repeat-containing protein At4g19191, mitochondrial. Gene Ontology annotation, biological process: RNA modification. Gene Ontology annotation, molecular function: protein binding; RNA binding. Bases 66 to 2024 code for a protein of 652 amino acids. The record is from RefSeq and is a predicted model, not a curated record. The transcript has a single exon. Lineage: Eukaryota; Viridiplantae; Streptophyta; Magnoliopsida; Proteales; Proteaceae.
UUUCAAAAAAACCAAAAAAACACAGAGAAGACCUAAGACAAUCUUCCCCGCCAAGACAAUGAAAAAUGAUCAGGUCCUCUGUAAGCCAAAGCUUCAACCGUUUUUCAAAUUUGUCGGCCGUUGCACUAUGGAACUCCAACAUCAGAUCAACCGUAGGCGAAGGUUUGAGCCACAAAGCCCUUCUUCUCUUCCGCCAAAUGAAGCAAUCGGGCUUAGAACCGGACAAUCUUACCUUCCCAUUUGUAGCAAAAGCAUGUGCGAAGCUCUCCAAUCUCAAAUACUCCGAAAUCAUUCACACCCAUGUUGUGAAAUCCCCCUUUUGGUCUGAUAUAUUCGUCCAAACAGCCAUGGUAAGUAUGUACAUAAAAUGUGGUGAACUAAAUUCUGCGUGCUACUUGUUCGAGGAAAUGCCUGUGAAGGAUGUUGCUUCUUGGAAUGCCAUGAUUUUGGGUUUUGCCCAGUCGGGGCUCCUUGGUACAGUUUCAAAACUUCUAUGCCAAAUGCGACUCAUGGGAUUUAAGCCUGACUCAAUCACACUCAUAGCCUUGAUCCAGUUGAGUUCCAAUACUACAAAUUUGAAAGAGGCAAGAGCUGUCCAUUGCUUUGGAAUUCAACUUGGUCUCGGUGAUGAUGUUUCAGUUGCCAACACUUUAAUUGCUGCAUAUGCUAAGUGCAAUGACUUAGGCUCUGCAGAGGGGGUGUUUAAUGGCAUAUCAUUGGGUAUGAAGUCUGUAGUCUCAUGGAAUUCGAUGAUUUCCGGGUGUGCCCACCUUGAAGAAUCUGCUGAGGCCAUUGGUUUCUACCGAUUGAUGUGCCAAAAUGGGGUAAAGUCUGAUGUGAGCACUUUUCUUAGCUUGCUUUCAUCAUGUGUGCAACCUGAAGCACUUUUACCUGGUAAGGCAUUGCAUUCUCAUGCGGUCCAAACAGGUUGUGAUCUGGACAUUUCUGUGAUUAACACUCUCAUUUCGAUGUAUUCCAAGUGUGGAGAUAUUAAUUCAGCACGUUAUUUAUUUAACACUAUGUAUGAAAGAACUUAUGUUUCGUGGACAGCUAUGAUCAGUGGAUAUGCUGAGAAGGGAAAUUUGGAUGAGGCGCUGUCUUUGUUUUAUGACAUGGUAGCAGCGGGCGAGAAGCCUGACUUGGUUACAGUGCUUGCUCUGCUGUCUGCCUGUGGCCAAACAGGAGCUCUUGAGACUGGAAGAUGGAUUAAUUUGUAUGCCAUUUCAAAAGGGUUGAGAGGGAAUGUACUAGUUUGUAAUGCAUUGAUAGACAUGUAUGCAAAGUGUGGAAGCAUGGAAGACGCAAUUGAUCUUUUUCAAACCAUGCCUGAAAGAACUAUAAUCACUUGGACAACCAUGAUUGCUGGGUAUGCUCUGAAUGGGGAAUCCACAGAAGCUUUGAGUUUUUUCUCUCAGAUGAUGGAGUUUGGUUUGAAACCAAACCACAUAACAUUUCUGGCUGUUCUACAAGCUUGCACCCAUGCAGGUUUCCUUGAGAAAGGGUGGAAGUAUUUCAAUUUAAUGACCAAAGUUUAUAAAGUAAGCCCUAGAUUAGAACACUAUGCCUGCAUGGCGGAUCUUCUUGGUCGAGCAGGGAAGCUGAAAGAAGCAUUAGAUUUCAUUCUAAAGAUGCCAGUUAGACCUGAUUGUGGCGUAUGGGGUGCACUGCUUGGUGCUUGCAAGAUUCACCAAGACAUAGAGAUUGGAGAGUAUGUGGCCAGCCGUCUUUUCGAGCUUGAGCCUGAGGCUGCAGUUUCGUAUGUGGCAAUGGCAAAUAUCUAUGCAGCAAAAGGGAAGUGGGAUGGUGCAGCAAAGAUACGAUCAACUAUGAAAUGCAAAAAGGUGAGGAAAUUUCCUGGUCGCAGCCUUAUUCAGGUGAAUGGGAAAACUCAUGUAUUCACAGUUGAAGACAGGUGUCACCCUGAAGAGCUACAGAUAUAUGAAGUGUUAGAUGGUUUGGCUUUGCAGUUGAAGGAAUCCAGGUUGAGGCCAUCAUCAGAGGACAUUCUACCAUAUGAUUUAUAGUCAAAUUGUGGGAUAUACUGAUUGUUUUGAUGUGAGAGGCAUCCUAAUUGACAAAACAUGUCAUCUUAAUGAAAAUUGUAGGAGACAUUUUUAGGGUGGAGGGAAACCCUCAUACUCAAGUAUCGAACUUCUCAGCACCUGAAAUCAAGCAGAUUCAUUUGAUAAACAUUUAUUUUUCUCUUUUUA